Cornus florida is the source of this 1921-nucleotide messenger RNA. RefSeq names its product ATP sulfurylase 1, chloroplastic. The record is from RefSeq and is a predicted model, not a curated record. Gene Ontology annotation, biological process: sulfate assimilation. Bases 271 to 1668 code for a protein of 465 amino acids. NCBI's taxonomy places the organism in Eukaryota, Viridiplantae, Streptophyta, Magnoliopsida, Cornales, Cornaceae. The transcript is spliced from 4 exons. Gene Ontology annotation, molecular function: sulfate adenylyltransferase (ATP) activity; adenylylsulfate kinase activity.
AAAAGACGGUACAAGAAAUUAAUGUCCAGGUUCAUCCUCCCAAAUUGACUUAAAAAAUUCACCAAACCAGUCCCUAUAAAAUCAACAUGAAAUCUAUCCAACAAUCCAACUUCAUACCAUUUUUCACAAGAUUUUUUGCCCAUCCCAUUAAACCAUCUCAUAUUUUUUUAAUUCUCAAUACGCCUCUCUCUCCAUUGUUGUUGUAACCUGUAAAUUACCUCAAAAAUCGAACCAGAGAGAAGGUCUUAAAGCUCUAUCAAAACACCUCCAAUGGCGACCAUGUCUGCUGUUUUCAUCAAAACACCAAACCCACCUUUCUCUUUAGCCAAAACCCAGAAAACCCAAUUCACCACAUCCAACAAUCUCUCAUUUUCUCAGCGUCCAAACAAGAAGACCCAUCAAAGGACCCGAAUUCAUUGCGGGUUGAUCGAGCCAGAUGGUGGGAGGCUCGUUGAGCUUGUGGUUGAGAAGUCUCAGAGAGACCAUAAGAAAAGACAGGCCCUUUCGAUGCCUCAAAUCAAGCUAUCAAAGAUCGAUCUUGAAUGGGUUCAUGUGCUCAGCGAGGGUUGGGCUAGCCCGCUCAGAGGGUUCAUGAGAGAAUCUGAGUUCCUCCAAACUCUUCAUUUCAAUUCGCUCCGCCUCGAAGACGGUUCCUUCGUCAACAUGUCGGUGCCAAUUGUGCUCGCCAUUGACGAUCUGCAGAAGAACCAGAUCGGCGGGUCCACAUCCGUUACUCUCGUCGACGCCGGCGAUAACCCGGUUGCGAUUUUAAGCAAUAUUGAGAUAUACAAGCACAACAAGGAAGAACGAAUAGCGAGAACUUGGGGAACCACAGCCCCUGGUCUACCUUAUGUUGAGGAAGCUCUAAGUAAUGCUGGAAACUGGUUGAUUGGAGGUGACUUGGAGGUUAUAGAACCAAUCAAGUACCAUGAUGGUCUUGAUCGGUUCCGAUUGUCCCCUGCAGAACUUCGUGAGGAAUUCACGAAACGUAAUGCAGAUGCAGUGUUUGCUUUCCAGCUGAGGAAUCCUGUGCAUAAUGGCCAUGCUUUGCUGAUGACUGAUACUCGUCGUCGGCUUCUUGAUAUGGGCUACAAGAACCCUGUCCUAUUGCUUCAUCCAUUGGGAGGCUACACUAAGGCAGAUGAUGUUCCACUAAGUUGGCGAAUGAAGCAACACGAGAAGGUGCUUGAAGAUGGUGUUCUUGAUCCAGAGACUACUGUGGUUUCUAUAUUCCCAUCUCCCAUGCAUUAUGCUGGCCCAACUGAGGUGCAGUGGCAUGCAAAGGCUCGGAUUAAUGCAGGAGCCAACUUUUACAUUGUAGGUCGGGAUCCAGCUGGUAUGGGCCAUCCAGUUGAGAAAAGAGAUCUAUAUGAUGCUGACCAUGGGAAGAAGGUACUGAGUAUGGCUCCCGGACUGGAGCGACUAAACAUCCUCCCUUUCAAGGUGGCUGCAUAUGAUAAGACACAGAGUAAAAUGGCAUUUUUCGAUCCUUCAAGGGCUCAAGAUUUCCUCUUCAUCUCAGGCACCAAGAUGAGGACACUUGCAAAGAACAGGGAGAACCCUCCGGACGGAUUUAUGUGCCCUAAUGGUUGGAAAGUGUUGGUAGACUACUAUGAAAGUUUGUCUUCGGCCGAGAGUGGAAAAGUUCCUGAAGCUGUUCCAGCUUAGGAGGAGGAUAGGAUUCGUGCUGUCAAAACAUAAUACCUUAUGCUUGGGAGGAACAUUAAAACCUUUCUCCAGUAUGAGGUUAACACAAUAAAUUAAGGCAGUGGUACAUAGACAGAUAGCUUUGUCUUGUUAAUCUGUAAUAGAGCUCCAAUACUGUCACGUUGAAAUUGUGCACUUGUGCAUGCAUCAAUGUAUCAUAUUGUGAUGGUGCUUUUAUGAAACAAAACAAUUUUUGGAUACCUUUCAAAAUCAA